CGCUGUGUGACCGGGCAGGCGAAAAAUAGUGGAGUGUGGGGGAGGGGAAGCGGCUCAGAGGCCAGAUAGGCAACACACUACUAGACUGUAGCCUGUGAGACUCACACUGCCUGUACUAGAAACAUAAUAUCAAAGUAACCAUACACUUUCGGUUUUUCGAGAGCGUGUUAUUGUAACGACCAACCGUGUUUGUAUUUUUGGUCUCAAAAAAAGCGCCAUUUUAGCUGCAUAUUUAUGCUAUAGGAAACAUACAGUAGCUGUGUGGUUACAGCACGCAGCCGUUGGAAGUGUUGAAAGGGCAGCUCUUCGUGUUUACAAACUGCUAUUUUAGCACGUAAGCUAGCCGGUGAAGCCAGCGAGAUAUACGCGAUAUGAACUGUUAGUAAGUUCACUAAUUAACCUUAAUGUUUGGUGUUGUUUUUAAUAUCCAGGUUUAAGGUCAGUUAGCUUUCACCCCCCACCACCCCUCUCUCUCUCCGCUCUCUGUCUACGUCUCUCCCCCGCUGCCGAUCAGCGCCUGCUGCUGCUGUCUCUUUACGUUGCUGUUCUCAGUGAACGGUGAAACUCCACAGAGUAACUAGCCUGCAGCCCCAGCCACGAAACUCGGGUUUAUUCCAACUUUACCGCCACUUGUGAGUGUGUCCACUGCUUUGUUAGCACACCAAAUUAGUCGACAGUGAGUCAUACACAGCAGCGGUCGGAACUUGAAAUAUGACGGUAAGCAAAAUGGGAGGAAAGUCGUCGCUAGCUUGCUGAAGUUGGAGGUUUCUCCUUGUGGAAGAGGAAGAGGUGGCGGCGGACACCACGAGUUCACUCUCACAAUAAAAGGAGUGAGCCCAGCCUUCCAACAUACCUCCUCCCUGUCUUUGGUCUAAGAUGAGUAUUACCAGUGACGAAGUGAACUUCUUGGUCUACAGAUAUCUCCAAGAAUCAGGUUUCUCCCACUCAGCAUUCACCUUUGGCAUUGAGAGCCACAUCAGCCAGUCAAACAUCAAUGGAACACUAGUGCCCCCUGCAGCUCUCAUCUCCAUCCUGCAGAAAGGGCUUCAGUAUGUGGAGGCAGAAAUCAGCAUCAAUGAGGACGGUACUGUCUUCGAUGGUCGGCCAAUCGAGUCGCUGUCACUCAUUGACGCAGUGAUGCCAGAUGUGGUGCAGACGCGACAGCAGGCCUUCCGCGACAAGUUAGCCCAGCAGCAGGCAGCCUGUGCAAUGGCAGCAUCAACCUCUGGAAACCAGUCCAACGCACCAAAGAACGGAGAAGCCACUGUCAAUGGGGAGGAGAAUGGCACUCACAAUAUGAAUAACCACAGUGAGCCCAUGGAGAUGGAUGUAGAUGUGGAGAUACCAGCCAGUAAAGCCACAGUGCUCCGAGGCCAUGAGUCUGAAGUGUUCAUCUGCGCCUGGAACCCUGUCAGCGAUCUCCUGGCCUCAGGCUCGGGGGAUUCCACUGCCAGGAUCUGGAACCUGAACGAGAACAAUAACUCCAACUCCACCCAGCUGGUGCUGCGCCACUGUAUCCGAGAAGGUGGCCAGGACGUCCCCAGCAACAAAGACGUCACCUCACUUGACUGGAAUAGUGAUGGGACUCUCCUGGCAACAGGCUCCUAUGAUGGAUUCGCCAGGAUAUGGACAAAGGAUGGAAAUCUGGCAAGCACCUUGGGACAGCACAAAGGGCCCAUAUUUGCACUCAAGUGGAACAAGAAGGGGAACUCUAUUCUCAGUGCUGGUGUAGAUAAGACGACAAUCAUUUGGGACGCACACACAGGAGAAGCCAAACAGCAGUUCCCUUUCCACUCAGCCCCAGCACUGGAUGUCGACUGGCAGAACAACACCACCUUUGCCUCCUGCAGCACAGACAUGUGCAUCCACGUAUGUCGCCUUGGCAGCGACCGGCCCCUCAAAACCUUCCAGGGCCACACGAAUGAAGUUAAUGCCAUUAAGUGGGAUCCAUCAGGCAUGCUGCUCGCCUCAUGCUCCGAUGACAUGACCUUAAAGAUUUGGAGUAUGAAGCAGGAGUCCUGUGUCCAUGACCUCCAGGCUCAUAGCAAAGAGAUCUACACUAUUAAGUGGAGCCCCACAGGCCCCGGCACGAGCAACCCCAACUCCAACAUCAUGCUCGCCAGCGCUUCUUUCGACUCAACAGUACGACUGUGGGAUGUGGAGCGAGGGGUUUGUAUUCACACACUGACCAAGCACCAGGAACCCGUCUACAGUGUGGCCUUCAGCCCCGACGGCAAGCACCUGGCCAGCGGCUCCUUCGAUAAGUGCGUCCACAUUUGGAACACCAUGACUGGAGCCUUGGUACACAGCUACAGAGGUACAGGUGGUAUUUUCGAGGUGUGCUGGAACAGCACCGGUGACAAAGUUGGUGCCAGCGCAUCAGACGGCUCGGUAUGUGUUCUUGAUCUCCGAAAAUAGCCGACUUGAGACUUUGAUGAUGAAUCCUGGAAUGUGCAGCAAAUUGCCUUCUUCUGACAUCAGCAAACACACUCUCAUUGCUCAAGACGAGCUGUAAGGUGGAGCAAAACAAACCCCCUCACAGGAGUACAACCAGAUGACUGCAGCAGCCUCCGAGGAGCCAACACCAACUGACUUCAGUGCACCUUACAGUUUGUUGACGUGUGUUUUAUGAUACGCCUAUUGGAAAAAUAGUGGAAGCUGGUUAAGAGAUCCCCAAGACUGGACUGAAUCCAACUCCCUGGGUGCAUCCGCGUUUUAAAAGGUUUCUAAUGAGAAAGUGCUGCGAUCCCUCCGGGCCACUGGUCCAGCUGUUAUAGGGUGGUAAGGGUGGAAACAAAGAUGAGUGUUAUAUAAAGAGAAAAGUGUUAAUGAGACACGUGUUUGGCUGGAAAAGGCAACAAAUUAUGAAAGACAGGUUGUGGUUUUAGAAUUCCUCUGAGCAAAUGUUACCUCAUGUCCAAAUGAACUAACUGUGGACGUGAUAAACGUAACAUCAAUGCUGAAGCACUGGUAUUGUCCGUUGACAGGGUGCUUAACUUCUUCUCAGUGGAGAAUAGUUUGUUUCAAGAGUACUUCUUGCUUUUUUUUUUCCCACAGAUGGACUUUUGAAAGUCAAAAUCGAAUGUGCCGCUACAAGGUAGUUCUUAACUCUCGUUUAACAUCAGGUCAACAAAAGGAAAACCUGCCAAGAAACAGUCCUAACCUCCUGAAAUGACCUGCUCAAUUCACUCGAGAUUAGAAAAAAUGUCAUUUUGGGGACAAGAUGUGAAAAGUGUGGUUUUUCAAAGAGAAUUUUCUCCCUUUUUUGGAUGUAAAUUUGAGAAUGUAAAGUUAUGUAAAUUAGAUUAAUACACAGACUUAUAUACUGUGUAUAUAUGUUUAUAUACAGUACACUUUAUUGCCAUCCUGUAGGGGCUCAUUAAUGGCUCGAGCUGUCACGACUUUGCUCAUAAAACGUGACGAGAGUUCCUUUUUAAAUGAAGUGCAUGUGUCAUCAGCUUCUUUUAAUAGUCUUUUUCAUCUGAGCCAGUCAUAUCCAACGCAUCAAGUUGUUUAUCAGUGAGUCACAAAUGGUGUUGACACAGAUGUGUUAAGCAGCUUUGCUUUCCACUAUUGAUCCCUGAAAGCCAUGGAGGAAACAUGUGCCUCAUCACCGGCAUUUAGGGAAUUAUCUGGUCAACAAUAUGGGAGAGAAAAGUCAGCACAGUCUCCUGCUUGGUGUCUGCUAUACUUUUUGUUUUAUAUGUUGAACAGGACAUCACAGAAUCAAUGUUAAGAGUAUCGUGCAGACCUGAGCGGGAAAGCAACUACAGCUUCAUUACCGUGGUUUCUCUUUGGCACUUUCCUCUGAACAAUCUACUGAAAAUUCAGAGCACAUUUUGACCUUAAGGUGGAGGUCAAGCAAAAUCCUGCUGUUGCUAAAAAAAUGAAAUUUUUUUUUUUUUAAAAAGAAGGUAUGAUUUUCUUUUUAAGUACCACCAAAAGCUGCCGGCUGAUCAGAUUUUAAAUGCCUGUCUUGUAGAUGGAAAGACAUCAGUGCUCUACAAGCGUGGCUCCAUCUGCCUACUGGGAUCUCAUAUAAAAGACAGUAUCUUAAAACUAACUUGCCACCACUUUGAUUUGCCUUUUUUUUCCGGUCCCUUUCCCUUUCAGUCAACUUCUACUAGAGCAAUGUGAAGUGCACUUUUGUAAUGGUGGGUACAGCAAAAGAUCAGAUUUUGCUGGAAGUUGAAGGGCCAAUGUUUUUUUUUUUUGUUUGUUUGUUUGUUUUGUUUUAAAUGUCACAAUUGGAUGUUAAUGGGUGGUUCAUUGUUUUCUGACUUUUUCAUUUGCUGAGAGCCAUUAUUGUCUGUGUCAGACUGAGAAUUGGGCUGUGGGUUGGUGGCCAUUCUUGGCACACUAAGGAGCCCAGUAUGGAAUAAGUGCUGUGACGGCUAUUAUCUCUCUUGCACCCUGGUCCAGGGUGCGGUCACCUGUUUCCAAGACAAAACGUUGAAGUCAUUCAGUGUCUCAAAUAAAUCAUUCUAUUUUGAUAUCAGAAA
Messenger RNA from Plectropomus leopardus (leopard coralgrouper), 4502 nucleotides. RefSeq names its product transducin beta like 1 X-linked (gene tbl1x). Gene Ontology annotation, cellular component: histone deacetylase complex. The record is from RefSeq and is a predicted model, not a curated record. Gene Ontology annotation, molecular function: transcription corepressor activity; protein binding. Gene Ontology annotation, biological process: regulation of transcription by RNA polymerase II. Lineage: Eukaryota; Metazoa; Chordata; Actinopteri; Perciformes; Serranidae.